AUGGCUUCUUUUUCUUCUACACCUCAUGGACGUGAUUUUCAAUCUCAGAUUCCCUCUACUUCUGGAAAACGUCAUAGUCAUGGUUGUGGCUCUAAAAUUUGUGCUCAUUGUGAACGACCUGGACACACUAUUGAUACUUGCUACCGUAAACAUGGGUUUUCUCCCCAAAUGCAGAAUUCUCAGUUUGCACAUCAUGUUCACACACCUGACGAAAUUGACGAAGGUGAUGAUGGGGCUACUGUUCUUUCCCAGGCGUAUGGGAUUGAUGAAUAUUUUAAAAAUUUUCAUACCGUAUUGCCUGACGUAAUCUGGGGUUCUUAUGAAUAUCCCUCGGAAAGAGGCGAUGGUUGGGUUGGGGAUCCAAGAACUUGGGAACUUGAUGUUGGGGGCUUUCCAGUAGACUCUACUUCUAUCAGGCCAUUAGGUCGAAAAGAUAUUGAUUGUCAUCAUAAUGCGACCGAUCCACUCGUAGCACUUCAGAAAGUCAAGAGGAUAAUUAAGUAA
Messenger RNA from Sphenostylis stenocarpa, 504 nucleotides. The record is from the annotation of a GenBank genome assembly. NCBI's taxonomy places the organism in Eukaryota, Viridiplantae, Streptophyta, Magnoliopsida, Fabales, Fabaceae.